CUGUUUGCCUCUCUUGCAGGUGUGCUUUGGAAUCUCUCGUCCUGUGAUGCAUUGAAGAUGCCAAUCAUUCAGGACGCACUGGCUGUUUUAACUAAUAGCGUCAUUAUACCCCACUCCAACUGGGACUCCUCCCCCAAUCACCAUGAUGACCGCAAGCUCCACCUUCAUACUUCCCAGGUGCUGCGCAACGCUACCGGCUGUCUCAGGAAUGUAAGCUCAGCAGGUGAGGAGGCAAGGCGAAGGAUGAGGGAGUGUGACGGCCUGACGGAUGCUCUGCUCUUCGUUAUCCAGACCUCUCUAGGCAGCAGUGAGAUCGACAGCAAGACUGUGGAGAACUGCGUAUGCAUUCUAAGAAAUCUGUCUUAUCGCCUGGCUGCUGAGACUUCCCACGGCCAGCAAGGAGGUUUGGAGGAGCUGGAUGGCCUGCUUUGUGACGCCAAUGGCCACGAGGGAGAGAGCUCUGGCUGCUGGGGCAAGAAGAAGAAGAAAAAGAAGGGAGUCGACCAGUGGGAUGGUGUGGGCCCAUUUCCAGAUACGCCUGAACCCCCCAAGGGGGUUCAAAUGUUGUGGCACCCAACUAUUGUCAAGCCCUACCUCACCCUGCUUUCUGAGUGCUCAAAUCCUGACACCCUAGAGGGCGCGGCCGGGGCUCUGCAGAACCUGGCUGCAGGCAGCUGGAAGUGGUCAGUAUACAUCCGAGCUGCCGUCCGCAAAGAGAAAGGCCUUCCCAUCCUGGUUGAGUUGCUGAGGAUAGACAAUGACAAAGUGGUGUGUGCUGUCGCCACUGCUCUCAGAAACAUGGCUCUAGACAUCAGGAACAAGGAGCUUAUUGGUAAAUAUGCCAUGAGGGAUUUAAUCCAUCGACUACCAGGUGGUAGUAGCAGCACCAAUAAUAAUGCCACCAGCAUAGGAACCUCUGGGACCACUGGCUCUGUCUGCAAGACCAUGUCAGACGACACAGUAACUGCCAUCUGCUGCGCACUGCAUGAAGUCAUCACAAAGAAUAUGGAAAAUGCAAAAGGCCUACGAGAUGCCGGUGGUAUUGAAAAGCUCAUCGGGAUCGCCCGUAGCAAAGGAGACAAACACUCGGCGAAGGUGGUAAAAGCAGCCUCUCAAGUCCUCAGCAGCAUGUGGCAGUACAGAGACCUGCGCUCACUCUACAAAAAGGACGGUUACUCCCAGCAUCACUUUGUGGGCUCUGCUUCAACAAUAGAAAGAGACAGACAGAGGCCAUACUCCUCUUCAAGAACUCCCUCCGUUUCUCCUGUCAGGACCUCCCCAAAUAAUCGCUCUGCAAGCGCUCCAGCCUCCCCCAGAGAGAUGAUGAGUCUGAAGGAACGCAAGAUGGACUAUGAUUCCACGGCAACCAACGCUGGUUUCCAUGGCAACAAAGGAGAGCAUGCAUCCCGGAAAGACGGCAUGGCAGUUCAAGUAUCAUGCGGAACAUCUACGUUGUUCCGAAACUCUUACUUGACCAACAGCGAUGAUAUCAAGCAAAACCAGAUUCCGGCCCAGCCCUGCAUCGUGCCCCCUCAGCCCCAGCAGGACAGCCCAUCAGCAGCUGUGCUAAAAGACUACGACUCCUACCCUCCCCCUCCGUCCUUCCCCCAGCCUCAACCGCCACAGCCUCCACCUCACAGCCAGAGCCGGAGCUUUGAUGAGGCCUACUACGAGGACCAGGGGCCAUCGCCUCCACCAUCCCAGCCACCAGUCCCACCUCAAGCUCCGCCUCAGGCCCAACCCCAACAGCCUCCCAGCUCCACUGGGCCACCCCGGGACCCGCGGGAAGAUCUGCGAAUGCAUCUGGGCCUCAAGUCCACCGGCAACUAUGUAGACUUCUACUCGGCCUCUCGGCCGUACAGCGAACUGAACUACGAGACCAGCCACUACCCAGCCUCACCUGAUUCCUGGGUCUAGUGCGUGAUGGAGCCAGGUGGAUGACUGCAAUUUUUUGUCUGAAAGGGAUUAUUUUUGCAGGAGCUUAAGUGGCUACAUAUGGCAACUUGGGAAGAAAAAAAAAGACCUUGAUGCCAAAUCUUUUGGCGGGAAAAUUGUGUUUGUUUGUUUUUUGCCAACAAUCAAGACAGAGCCAGAUGGGGUUAAAAAUGAUGUCAGAUGGUACGAUAAAGAGAGACUGUGCAUGUGCAUGCAGACAUUUUUCUUUAUUUCAGAACAUUUUUCUUUCCUUUCAAGUUGGCUCCAUUUCAUCCCUUAGUGGAGCUCGUAGAAGCUGAUAUGAAGGAGUGUCCAAGACAGGGUGCUCUAUGAAUAAGAAUGAAAAUAUAAAAAGAAUGAGAGUGUAUGCAAAUGCACCAGGGGAAAGAAAAGAUAAGAUGAAGAAAUAAAGGGGAGCUGAAGAGGAGAGGCUCUCACCCUGUAGGAGCUGGAAUUGGCCUGACCUUCUCUUGUAAACAGAGAAAAGGAGAUGCUACUGAACAAGAUGAUAUGAGGUUUUUGAGGAGUUCAGAAAGAAUAAAAGCACAAUGAAAGAUGAAAGCACACCAGGCAGAAAGGUGAGAAGUGGAUGUUUACCAUUUCACCAAAGCGACAAACGUAGCACUGGUUUCUAUCCGACAUUUUUUGUUGCCAUGGUCUUGGCCUUAAAGUGUGUUGUCAGCGAAUGUUUAACUUUAAGAGACUCUAUUUGGUCGUCAGUCAUUAGCAUUUUUAUUUGUAUUUUUCUACAUUUUCCCUUACAUUUCUUUUUUAUUUUUUGUGUAGAUAAAAAGGUAAAACAAUGUCCAUGUUAUAAUCUUUUUUUAAUGAUGGGACAUUUGACUGAAUCUACAAAAUAAUCAAAAUUAAAGGAAAAUCUGAACAUGAGCCUCAGAUAAAACAAACAUUGUAUAUCUGGACAGGAAGCCCUGCAGUAUUUGUGUUUGUUUUUUUCUUCUCCAUCAGGUGAAUUUCAAAGUGGACAUUACUAGAUGAAAAGAUAUUGGCAGGACAGCAUUGUAUCUGAAUCCCGGUGCUUUUUCACUGCCUGAGGAGUACAUUUGUUUUCUUAUAGCGCACUGUCUUUGGAAACGGUCACCCAUUUGACUUUGGAGGUUUGUAAUGUUUGAUAGUGUCCACUAUCAGUGGUUUAUCAUCUUUUUUUUUUUUUUUUCGGUCAAAAGGCUGGUCUGUCAUGCCAUGAAUAUUGUACAUGUCAUUGUACAGUAGAGAUAAAGAAAAGAGUGAGGUGACAUUGUGCCAAACUUUGAAGCACCAGUCCUACAGGACACUUUUAGAAAGUUCUGUUGAAGUUUACAGACUAUGACUCCAUGACUCCUUCUACUGUAACUUUUAUUUUCUUGUGUGUUAAUCAGGUGAGGCUGUAUAAAUUAUUUCUGGGGGGGGUCAUGGGUAACUUCUGGCCCCUAUACAUGUACAGACUUGCCUCCAUGUGUUGGCCGAGCAUGUGUGAACGUGUGCGUGUGGACACUUGUGUGUUUGUGUUUGUGAGUAGGUGCAUGUAUGUGAGAGAGUCUGUAAGUGUGCACAUAUAAACCUGAGCGAGUGUAUCUAUGCAUGCAUGUGUGUAAUCGUGUGCGUGUGCUUCUGUGCGUGUGCGUGCGUGAGCAUUCCUGUGUAAACCAAUGUCCAAACAAGGCAUUCCUACUGACAGCUUGUCUGAUUUUACAACAUAGAAAGGUAAAAAUCACUAGAAUAAAAUGUUGAUAUAGAAUGGCAAAGCUAUAAAUACAUGAAUAUAGGUAUAAAUAUAAUUAUACAUAUGUAUAUAUAUAUAAUUUUUAUGUGCUGAUGUCAAUGUCACUAAAUGCAACAAAAUGUUCACAGAGAAAAAAUAUGUGCUGUACAACAGGACUCAGUUAAUUCAAGCAUUGAUGCUGUUGAUCAGAACCCCCUGCUGCCCCCCCAACCACAGUCUAAAUGAAACAGAAAUCCCCCCCCCCCCCCCCCCCCCCCCCCAAAGUGCUCAGGCUCUGGUGCGAGUUGUGCGUUAUUGUGUGUCCAUGCUUCUUAGAUGAGCCCGCUGAGAGAGGAGCAUACUUGAACACGAGAAAAAAUAAAGACAAAAAUAAAAGACUCUUUGCAAUCAAA
This is a messenger RNA of Oryzias latipes (Japanese medaka), 4047 nucleotides long. The record is from RefSeq and is a predicted model, not a curated record. NCBI's taxonomy places the organism in Eukaryota, Metazoa, Chordata, Actinopteri, Beloniformes, Adrianichthyidae.